Molecule: messenger RNA, 2085 nt
Organism: Bradysia coprophila
Lineage: Eukaryota; Metazoa; Arthropoda; Insecta; Diptera; Sciaridae
Product: DNA-binding protein D-ETS-6-like
Biological process (GO): cell differentiation; regulation of transcription by RNA polymerase II
Cellular component (GO): nucleus
Molecular function (GO): DNA-binding transcription factor activity, RNA polymerase II-specific; sequence-specific DNA binding
Source: RefSeq, a predicted model, not a curated record
CACACAGAGCUUUAGUUCAAUUUUUGAAAGCACUUUGGUGAAAUCAUUACCGCAAACUUUAUGUUCCUGUUCUUGUAUAUCUAGUCAGUUAUCGCGAGGCUUUGACGGGCGAACAAGUGAUGCUCAAUAAGUUAAAUUCUAUCUGUGAAAUGGUUGAAAGGAUUUAAGAUUUUUUGAAGACGGUCGAUCAAUUACCCAGUGUACGUAAUUGUGAUGGAUAGUGUAAUUACCGAUUAUUGUGAAAUGAUUAAAUUAUCGAUCAAAGUUUUUAAAGCGAAAUCAUGCAAAAUGAUUCAUUAGAAAAUGUCGCUAGCAGUGCCGAAGAUGUGAUAAACGUUGAAGCAAAUAGUAAUGCCAUUGCAUCCUCCUUCGAUGAUAAUGUAGACGAUGAAGAAAUUCAUCUACCCACAGAUCCUACCGAAUGGAGUUCAGACAAUAUCAAAGCAUGGAUUUCAUGGGUGACCAAGGAGUUCAAAUUAGAACCGACGCCGGAUUGUAAUCGAUUUCCGUUGAAUGGAAGCGAAUUAGUUGAAUUUACGCGAGCUGAUUUUUGGGUUUGCGCCGGUUCUAAGUUGGGUGGUAAUACGUUAGCCAAACACUUAGCUUAUCUACAGUAUACGGCUACUGGACGAUGUACGAGCCCAUUGAAUAAUGAUAAUGAUCCAGAUCCAUAUCAACUUCUUAACGCGGCGUCGCAUCGAUUGGUUUCACAGGGGUCAGGACAAAUACAACUGUGGCAAUUUUUACUUGAACUGCUCGCUGAUUCGUCGAACGCAUCAUAUAUAACGUGGGAGGGGACAAAUGGAGAGUUCAAACUAAAUGAUCCUGAUGAGGUGGCACGAAGAUGGGGCGAACGAAAAGCCAAACCAAAUAUGAAUUAUGAUAAGCUAAGCAGAGCGCUAAGAUACUACUACGACAAAAACAUCAUGACGAAAGUGCACGGAAAGAGAUAUGCAUACAAAUUCGAUUUUCAUGGAUUAAUGGCAGCGUGCCAGCAACAGGCACAAGGCGAUCCAACCGCAAAUAUGCUCUCGGCAGCUAACUAUAAAUACCAUCAGCAUCAUCAUCAAUACCAUCCUCAACAGUCCGAUAUUCCAACCACAAUAUCCAGUACAUACGGUCCAACCGCUUCUUCAUCAUCAUCGGCGUCGUCAUCCCAUCCGAUUGUAAAACCUGCACCCAACCCACCAACUUUAUUCGCUCCAUCACCCUACUGGCCGUACUCACCGCCGUCUUUCGAUCCACGACAAUCUAAUUCCUAUAAUUAGCUGUAAUAAUGAAGAUGAAAAAAUAGGGUUGCAUUCCCGCUGUGCAAAUGAAUGUGAACAUCUCUGAAAUGACCGGUUUUAAGUACUUAGAUUUUAUUGUAUAAACCGACGGACAGAAGGUAAUAAUAUUUCGUAACAUUAAAUUUAUUAGAGGCAAUUAAUAUUAUGACCUGGCUAAGUGAGUGGCGAUCGUUAAAUGACCCGUGUCCUUUGUGUAAGAAUGUGUGAAAAUACAAGUGGAGAAUAACCCAUGAGAAACAAUAAAUUGAACAAUUGGUGUGCUAAUUAAAUCGCCAUGUAAUAGUUAAAGCUGUUAGAUCUCCGUUAAGCAUAUCUUCGAAUGUGUUGAUACAAAAUCUUGUACUUCAUUAGUUUCAACGCACAGAAAAGAACACUUGCAGAGCUCAUUGCUCAGUUUUGUCGUUGUUGUCGAUAACAAAAAUUAGGGAAAGCAUAUAGUACAAAGAUGUUAAGUAAAUGGAUGGUAUAAUACUGUUUUAUAGUCUUAUGUCUACAUACAUACCUACAUACCCACUCUUGAAUGAUCUUUGGUUGCUGGUUUAGUUUGUAUAAAUUCCUAUUAAAUGAAUAGAUAACUGGUAAGUUCCUUUUUAAAUUGUUAUAUUUUUAUGGAGUUCGUCUAAGCUACACCUAGUAUACGUUACGUUUAAGUGUGAACACAAAUCGGAUCGAUAUGAUCUCAAAUUUGUUUUACUCUAAGUAGCAAAAGUGAAACGAUAAAAGUGUAAAUUAGUUUUUAAGAGAUCAUUUUGAUUGUUUUCUAAAAUUAUAAGGAAAUAAAAGAAUCUUUGAUUUA